Molecule: messenger RNA, 1086 nt
Organism: Setaria italica (foxtail millet)
Lineage: Eukaryota; Viridiplantae; Streptophyta; Magnoliopsida; Poales; Poaceae
Product: probable WRKY transcription factor 12
Exons: 4
Coding region: 195-905 (236 amino acids)
Biological process (GO): regulation of DNA-templated transcription
Molecular function (GO): DNA-binding transcription factor activity; sequence-specific DNA binding
Source: RefSeq, a predicted model, not a curated record
GGACCUAGCUCCCAGCUGGGCUACCAAGCUUGUCCACCACUUCUUUUUUAACCUAAAAGACAGAAAUCUUCCUCGGCAUUUCACUCCUCAUGCCCCCAAGACCACUCUGAUCCAUGGAUCCCAUUGAUCACCACCACCAGCAGCAGCCCACCACACCACGCCUGCAUGGUCGAUAGAUCUUGUUAUAUGCGUGCAUGGAGGGGAGCAGCCAGUUCGAGACCUGCCUUCCUAGCCUCUUCAGCCCACGCGCCGUCCCUCCCCCUUCUCCUCUUGCUCCGCUGCCGAACCAGCACAAGCUUCUGCAGAUGCCGUUGUUCCAGGAGCAGGGCGGGACCCAUGGUGUGAUGCUCUCUUCGGACGACCACCACCACGGCGGCCUCUACCCGCUGCUUCUUCCUGGGAUCCCGUUCUGCAGCUCUGGCGCCGGCGCCGGCGAGAAGCCCGCUAGUUUCGUGGUGCUGGACGCCGGCGAGGCGGCGGGCACCUCAGCGGCGAAAGCCGCCGGCGAGAUCGCUAGCACCACCACCGCCACCAAUUUGCACGGGUCAAGUUCAUGGUGGAAGGGCUCGGCGGCGGCGGCGGGGGAGAAAGGGCGGAUGAAGGUGAGGAGGAAGAUGAGGGAGCCGAGGUUCUGCUUCCAGACCAGGAGCGACGUGGAUGUGCUGGACGACGGCUACAAGUGGAGGAAGUACGGCCAGAAGGUUGUCAAGAACAGCCUCCAUCCAAGGAGCUACUACCGGUGCACCCACAGCAACUGCCGCGUGAAGAAGCGGGUGGAGCGGCUGUCGGAGGACUGCCGCAUGGUGAUCACCACCUACGAGGGCCGCCACACCCACACCCCCUGCAGCGACGACGCCGACGGCGCCGGCGACCACACCGGCAGCUGCGCCUUCACCUCGCUCUAGAGAUCGAUCACACGAGCGAGGUUAAAUGCUGAUGCAUAAGCAGGUUAAAUGUUCUUGUGCCUGUGCAUCUGAUGAAGAUAAUAGCAUGCAGCAACUAAUGCUGUGAUAUUUGGACGAUGCACCAAGAUGUUGCUGCGAGGUUCCAUCGAUCCUAUUCUACUGGUGACUUUGGUUACAUGCA